Molecule: messenger RNA, 1389 nt
Organism: Fonsecaea multimorphosa CBS 102226
Lineage: Eukaryota; Fungi; Ascomycota; Eurotiomycetes; Chaetothyriales; Herpotrichiellaceae
Exons: 9
Coding region: 1-1389 (462 amino acids)
Cellular component (GO): membrane
Molecular function (GO): transmembrane transporter activity
Source: RefSeq, a predicted model, not a curated record
AUGGCGUCCAAGGAGAUCGUCCCCCAGGCUGAAGAAGUGCUGUCGCAAUCGGGCGAAGGGAAGAAGAGCGACGUGGAUGUGGCCUUGGACCUGUACAUCCAGGCCCAGGGCCUCGACCAUGCAAGCAAAGAGAAAGAAGCCGCCGUGCUUCGCAAGAUUGACCUGCAUUUGCAGCCGCUCCUGAUGGUCACCGGGUUUCUGCAGUAUCUUGACAAGCAGGCCGUGCAAUAUGCCUUCCUGUACAACUUCCAGAAAGACUUGCAUCUGACCUCCCAUCAGUUGUCGUGGACCGGGAGCUUCUUCUACGUCGGGUAUCUCGUCUUUCUUUCGGGCGCCAUAUCGUUCUUGCUGGCUGCCGCCAGCAACUUCGGUGGCGUUGUCGUCUUACGUCUCCUUCUCGGAGCGGCCGAAUCGAUUCAACUCCCGUUCAUGCUCAUCACAUCCAACAUGUACUACACGAGAAAGGAGCAGCCGUUUCGCAUGAUGCUGUGGUAUAUGCAGAAGGGCGUGGCCCAAGUGGCGGGGGCGCUGUUCGCGUAUGGCGUGGGACACAUUGACAGCCAAAUUCCUCGCUGGAAGUACAUUUUCAUCAUUUCAAUCCUGCACAAGCCUGGUUACUCAACGAGAGAGAGAGAGAGGCAAAUUGCCGUGAUGAGAGUCAAGGACAACCAGACCGGCAUCGAGUCAAAGACCUGCAAAUGGAAGCAGGCGUGGGAGGCCUUGACGGAUCCCAAGGGUUUCCUGAACGCCAUUGCCGGUGGAUGUGGCAACAUCCUGGGAGGAGUCGGAACGUUUGCGGGACUCUUGAUCAAGUCUUUCGGUUUCACCACGCUCCAGUCGACGUUAUUACAGCUACCCGUCGGCGUGAUCGAGUGCAUUGGCUUGGUCGUUGUCUCCUUUAUCGCCACCAACGUGAAGAAUUCCAGAAUGAUCAUUUCAAUCAUGGUGGCCCUCACGUCACUUACCGGGUCAGUCUUACUGUAUGCCUAUGACUUAAAACACAAAUCGGUCUUGUUGACAGGCUUCUGGAUGAUGGUCGGCAUGAUCCCCUGCGGGUUCAUCACCGGAGUCGGCACAAUGACUGCCAAUGUUGGCGGUCACACGAAGAGGAUCACUGCACAGGCGCUCUUCUUCGUCUUUUACAGCGCUGGAAACAUCACCGCCCCGCAGUUUUACACCGAAUCUCCAUAUUUCGAAGGUCGGCGUGCGAACGUGGUGGCGCUUGUGGUCGUUGUGGUGAUCAACAUCCUGAUCCUGUUCUACUAUAUCUGGGAAAACAGACAGCGGAGAAAGUAUUUGGAGGCCAACAGGGACGCCCUGGACGAGAAGGACUUUGCUUUCCGCGACUUGACCGACAAGGAGAACCCUUUUUGCUUCAACGUCUGGUGA